AUGAAUUUAUUGGUCAUUUUUAUUUUUGCAUUUGAUGCUAUCUGGAAAAAUUUUCUAAAAACUGAAUCUCAAAGCUUUCGGAAUUUUAUUUUAUGGAGUACGAUAUUUGCGAUUUCGUGGACUGCAUCUACUUUUGGAUUGAAUCGAUAUGGCCCUUUAGAAUUGUGUAAUCUUUUGAUAAUUUUCAAAUUGGAGAAUGAUUCUGUUUUGUACCAGACUUUUUUCUCAGCACUUUUGCUUAUAGGUGCACAUAGUGGAGGAAUAUUAAACUCUAUAUUACUUUCAAUAAAACAAUUCUGUGAUAUGGAUCUCGAUGAUGAAAUUAUCGACAUUGAAAAGAAUGACGACCUUACCAUUCUGGACAAAAGCAUUGCUAAUUUUAAUUAUUCGAAUAACACUAACAUUGAAAAUGAAAAUGAAAAUAGUGAUAUUAAUUUGCUUCUUACUUCAACGAAAUCAUAUGGAACCAUGCGUGAUUAA
Ambispora leptoticha is the source of this 480-nucleotide messenger RNA. The record is from the annotation of a GenBank genome assembly. NCBI's taxonomy places the organism in Eukaryota, Fungi, Glomeromycota, Glomeromycetes, Archaeosporales, Ambisporaceae.